Messenger RNA from Pelobates cultripes (western spadefoot toad), 414 nucleotides. The record is from the annotation of a GenBank genome assembly. NCBI's taxonomy places the organism in Eukaryota, Metazoa, Chordata, Amphibia, Anura, Pelobatidae.
AUGCAUUAUCAGGUCCUUUUCCCCUCACUCACCCACUUCGCGCUCCCACACUGCGUUUCUCACUCACUCCACGAGGACGCCAUGUCGGAGCGCGAACUCCCCCCAGGCAGUGCGGUCGGUUCAAUCACCCACGCCGACCGCUCACGUUCAUGUGACACGUAUGUUCGCACAAACGCCACUUAUCCGAUACAGAAGGAAGAACAUCCACCACCUCUGUUCAUGCGAACGCUACUCACCUAUACUGUAGACAGAACUCCGUUCGUACGGACGCCGACUCCCGAACACAGCGAGAACAGAAGUCUGUUUGUGAGAAAGCUGCUGCUUCCAUGUGCGACCACACAGAAGGUAGAACUUCAGGAGAAUCAAAGGGCGCACACACACCGACACAGAGCCUUUUGGAUGUACAGGAGGUGA